AUAGCACUCUCCUGACUGAAUCGUAUGAUAUAUGAAGUAAACCUCAUUCAUUUGUUUUGUACGAGACAGUUCGUGGUGCGCUAGUUGUGCAGCAAAUAGCACACGGUCGCUGUCUAUUAACUGUUAUCUUUUGACUAUCUAGCCGCCGCGUGCACGAAAAGAAAAGUCUCGUCUCAUUUAUUAAUUCAAAGGAAUCAGCAUCGAGGAAAAUCCUGUCAACUGCCUAGAAUGAAGCGCACGGUGAUAAGCGUCCUCGCAGCCCUGACCGUCAUGGCUACGCUGGCAGCACUGGCUUCGAGUCAGCUGGUUAGCGUCACAUCGCCUGACCCUAGCCGCGCGGGCUGCGCUAGUCGUUCAGUCGGCGUCAUCUUCAAGACAUUCGCCAGCAAGUUGUCCGAUGGAACUCAAGUGGUCUUUGAGCUCUUCAGAGUCUCAGUGGGCGCCUUGAGUGUGAUGGUCAUAGACGAGCGCAAGAUGGAAGCUGGCUUAAGCUUCUUGCAGUGCGCAGCGGGUGUCAGUUCUCAAGAACAUGCGUUUGCCCCCGACAUCGACGGGGUUUGCGUGGCUUAUAAACUGCGGGGAAGCUUCUGCUGCGUCGCCGACGGCGACAUAAACGUUUACGUACGCAAGGACUUCGUACGAAAUGAUAAUGAUACUGUCUACAAGGUUGAAGAUGACACAAUCAUCGGUUACAUCCCGUCGCUCAUGUUUACGCUUGAGGAACUGAAUGCUAAGCAGACGAAAGACGACAGCUUUUCAUCGCUGGAUGACACCACCGUGAUGGUUUACAAGGAAGAUAAUAUCUAUUUGUUCGACAACACUCGUUACAUCGACAUUCUGACCUGCAUGGCUCCCAACUCCUGUGGGAUGGUGGCAGCAAUAAAGAAAACUGCACAAAUGAGUCAUGUAGUUGUCGGGAACUGUGGCAAACAAGACAAGGUGAUUUUCGAUGACCGGAUCGUCUCCCACGCUGGCUACGGCUGCGUGCCAUUCCCUGACCACGUCGAGGAUUGCUCGCUCACAUUCACAUUCAACCUGGUCAGUGGAGGAGGCUUCUUCGUGUGGGAAACUUCAGACUUCAGCACAGACGGCCUGUGUGAUGGAUUCAAAAUUACCUACGCCUGCCCCCCAGAUGCUACGCCAAAGGAUCUUUGCUCUUUGACUGCACCGGCCGGUUUUCUGAUGAAUGCUAAUGUCCCGGCCGUCCUUCGCAUCGAAGGAACUAAGACCACGAACCGCAAGAUAAUCGGCUUUACGGUGACGUUCGUAGAUGACUUUACCCCAACAACAAAUUAAUGUGGAACCUGCAAUUGAACCAAGCCGGCCUAUAAUAAUUUGAGCCUUAUGAAGUGUAAAAACUGUCAUUUGUAAUGAGAAAUUGACAUUCAACUGCUCUCAAUGUCUCUUCGGAAGGCCGUUCAGCAAAGUCUUCAGAAUUUUUUGCUUUGGAUUGUGAUGUGUUCAGCAAUGAAUUUCUUUGGAUUGCGAUGUGUUCAGCAAUCAAUUUCUUUGAAAUGUUAUGUGUUAAACCAAUAUUUAUUUUGGAUAAGGAUGUGUUCAGCAAUAAAUUACUUUGGAUUGUGAUGUGUUCAGCAAUUAAUUACUUUAGAUUGUGAUGUGUUCA
Messenger RNA from Hyalella azteca, 1624 nucleotides. RefSeq lists its product as uncharacterized. The transcript has 10 exons. The record is from RefSeq and is a predicted model, not a curated record. Bases 229 to 1296 code for a protein of 355 amino acids. Lineage: Eukaryota; Metazoa; Arthropoda; Malacostraca; Amphipoda; Hyalellidae.